AUGAGUUCUUCCCCGACGCAGAAGGCCGCGACGCCCCAGAGUGCCCAGCAAGCAGACAACGGCGAGUCCGACUCUGACUCAUCUGAUAGCUGGCGUCUUCGCGACAAAGUCGACGCACGCAAAGACAAAGCUACGAAACCCCAAUGGGUCGACCCAGAUCUGGAAGAAUUCGCUCUCAUGCUCAUUCUGCUAGCCGAAGCUGAAGCUCAAGCCCAGAUUCCUCCGCCUGAAGACAAGCUUUCAGAUGCUGAACAGCUCUCGACGCGCGAGGCUUCCUACAUCCUGGCCGUGUUCGACGAGCUGUACACUAGAGGCAACCUUCUCCUCCCACCUGUCGAGGACAGGGAGGGCUGGAACCUCCUCCUGCAACCCCUUUUGCCCGUCGCUCGCCCCAACAGCGAUAGCUUCAAUCUCGGUCCGAAGGCUACCAGAGCCCUUCUUCAACGCGAAGUGUGGCAGUCACUCAACGUCAAGACUCCCAACCUUCCUGCGAAGCUGCCCUGGCCGGUCAAGGGAGUGACCCAACCGUGGUCGUGGGAGCAUGCGCUCACAGGAGUUAGGCUUCCUUCUCCCUUCGCCACGAGGACACCCAUCCAUCUCCUAGACGAUGUCAUUGAGACCAUCAAGGACGCAGUCAGCGCGGUGCCCCCAACCAAGGAAGACUCUCCCCGUCGCGCGUCAGAGGUUGAGGCAGAACUUUGCGCUCACCCCAGCGUGGGCGAAGCUGUCGUUGUGGCUGAGGGUCCUCAGGCCGUCUACGCCUUCAUCACUCCCGCCACCGACACCACCGCCGCAGACGCUAUUUCCGUCGCCGAACUCGAGAAGGCUCUCAGCAAGUACACGAGUGCUACCGAGCAGAAGGUUGUCGUUCUCGAGACCUUCCCCGAGCUGCCCGUCGAGCUCUCCCCGCGCCGUGCUCUGCGCAGGGCUCUCGCCAAGCGUGCUGGCAAGGAGGACAUCCAGAACAUGGCGACCAAGGGCCACUUCUCCAAGUCCAUGGAAGAAGGAAAGGAGGGCCACGAUGCUGCAGUCGAGGCGCUCGCCGAGAAACUGGCGGCCGCCUUGGAUUAG
Trichosporon asahii var. asahii CBS 2479 is the source of this 1071-nucleotide messenger RNA. RefSeq lists its product as uncharacterized. NCBI's taxonomy places the organism in Eukaryota, Fungi, Basidiomycota, Tremellomycetes, Trichosporonales, Trichosporonaceae. Bases 1 to 1071 code for a protein of 356 amino acids. The record is from RefSeq and is a predicted model, not a curated record. The transcript has 4 exons.